Molecule: messenger RNA, 1008 nt
Organism: Salvia miltiorrhiza (redroot sage)
Lineage: Eukaryota; Viridiplantae; Streptophyta; Magnoliopsida; Lamiales; Lamiaceae
Exons: 4
Coding region: 1-1008 (335 amino acids)
Molecular function (GO): nucleic acid binding
Source: RefSeq, a predicted model, not a curated record
AUGCACUUGAGGGAUCUUGAAGAUGAUAAGAAGAUGAUGGUUGUCCAGUUUCUCCUUCAACACUCGAAAGAUGGCAUCCCCAAGUACGGCAAAAUGAAAAAAGCCGGCAUCAAAUUCAACUUAGGGCGCCGAACUGUUACUCGUUUGUGGGCUGAAGCAAAGAAACAGAAAGAACAAGUGCACGUAGAUGAGAAAUGGUUCUACAUGACAAAGGCAAAUAAUCGAUAUUACCUCACAAAAGAGGAGCCUGAACCUUACAGGAGCUUUUGCAGGCCACUCUUUGAUGAGAAUGGCAAUGUAUUGUUUGAUGGGAAAAUUGGUAUUUUCCCAUUCACACAAGUCAUUCCAGCCCAAAGAAGAAGCAAGAAUAGGAAUGCAGGAACACCAGAGACUAAACCAAUUCAAUCAAUCACUCAAGCAGUGAUGAGGGAGUGUUUCAUCAACCAGCUUAUUCCAGCUAUCAUGAACAAAUGGCCUCAAGGUGCAUCAAAGUUGAUCUUCAUUCAACAAGAUAAUGCAAAGCCACAUAUAAGUGAUUCAGAUAUAGAGUUCAGACAGGCUGCCUCUCAGAAUGGCUUUGAUAUUAGACUUGUUCAACGACCCCCCAACUCACCUGACACAAAUGUCAAUGACUUGGGGUGGUUUAGAGCAAUUCAAAGCAUUCAAGAGGAGUCAAUUUGCACCACAGUGGAUCAGUUAGUUAAUGCAGUAUGCAAAAGCUUCAUGGAUCUCAGUCCAAUAGCAUUGAACAAGGUUUUCUUAUCACUACAAGGCUGCAUGAUAGAAACAAUGAAGAUGAAGGGGCAUAAUGCUUACAAACUGCCCCAUAUGAGCAAAUAUGCUCUAAUAAGGCAGAAUGCCCUCCCUCUAACAUUGGAAGUGGACAAAGAUCUUGUCGAUCAGUGUAUUAUGCACAUGAUAGAGUCAGGGGAAGCAGAAAGCAUGCAGGACCUCAGUUUACAGUUAGGUUUUGGAAAUCAGGCUCACCACACAACAAUUCAAGCCUAG